Chaetomium fimeti is the source of this 2511-nucleotide messenger RNA. Its product is annotated as beta-lactamase superfamily domain-containing protein. Lineage: Eukaryota; Fungi; Ascomycota; Sordariomycetes; Sordariales; Chaetomiaceae. Gene Ontology annotation, cellular component: cytoplasm; membrane-bounded organelle. Gene Ontology annotation, molecular function: N-acylphosphatidylethanolamine-specific phospholipase D activity. Gene Ontology annotation, biological process: N-acylethanolamine metabolic process; N-acylphosphatidylethanolamine metabolic process. The coding region runs from base 412 to 2037 and encodes 541 amino acids. The transcript has a single exon. The record is from RefSeq and is a predicted model, not a curated record.
AAAUGAUUAGAUUAUCCCCAUUCAUUGAAACAAGGAGGUACCUAACUUGGAGAUUUGGAAGGUAGCUACCUACCUAGGGUAGCUGAGCAGAGCUGAAGCCCCUCAGACAGUAUAUUUGUGGCGUCCGAACAUCAUACCCGUUCGUGGAGGAUACCCACUUAUUGCCUUCGAGGGGUGCCGGCUUUAUCGAGGGGAAGUUUUGAAGUCGUCCGUUGCUUACGGGGCAAGGUUUGCAAAGCCACGAAAUCACGACGAGGAUACGUCUUGACAGAUGGGAAAGGCCACGUAACUCAAUUUGAAGCUCAUUAUAACAACUUUGCUGAGAUUCUCAUCAUCGCUUUCAAACGCCAACUGAACCCCCCGCAACACACCCGAUCCCUUCUUCGGAGCCCGGACCAACCCGGCGUAGCCAUGCUAGCCAUCAGCAACAUAACGACUUCCAACUCUACAGUUGAACCCCCUGAACACCAUGUUAUUCCGGUGAACCCCGCCCUGGCUCCCUCCGGGUGGGCCUCAUAUCUCCCGUCAUGGGGACCUUCUCCCGGGCGCACUCGUCCCUCUGUGACCAACGGCAAAAUCGCAGGCUUCCGAAACCCCUGGCCGUCAUGGCAUAGACCGACCCUCGCAGAGAAGUAUGCCAGCUUCCAGUGGGGAGAGGACAAUGAUGGAUGCGCCGAACUCGCCGCAUCGCAUCUCACCAACAGCCCGGCGCUGGAUAGACCACCACAUAAGAGCAAACUGCCCAACUUCGUCGACCCGAAAGGCUGGCCAAACUCCCUCGGUGCCAAAGCGGCCCGGUUGCUGCGGAUAGAAGGCCCCGACUUCUCGUUUCCCGAGGGCAGCAAGGCCAAGGCAACCUGGUUAGGCCACGCCGGUGUUCUGGUCCAGUUACCUUCGCUGGAUCCCCAGAAUGGCCGACCUGUGCGCUGUGUGUUCGACCCAAUCUUCUCCGAUCGCUGCUCGCCCCUGGGCUCCUUCGCAGGGCCGAUCCGCUCCUACCCACCACCGUGCAAGGCAGAAGACCUCCCUGCCAUCGACGUGGUAUGCAUCAGCCACAACCACUUCGACCACAUGGACCAAACCUCCCUCAUGUCCAUCUGGCGCCAUAGCCGAAACUCGGUCCGCUUCUUCGUGCCCCUCGGGAACAAGCGCCUCCUCCUAGAAUGGGGCAUCCCCGACGACCGCAUCACCGAGAUGGACUGGUGGGACUCGGUCCAACUCACCCUCCCGUCCACACCCCGCAGCCCCGACAACGCCCGAACACUCACCAUUCACUGCACCCCCGCCCAGCACAACAGCUUCCGCGGCACCAACGAUGCCAACACAACCCUCUGGUCCAGCUGGCUGCUCGAAUCCCACACCCCCCACCACCAAACCACCACAGACACCACCACCACCACCACCCCCACCCCAUACCGCGUCUUCUUCGCCGGCGACACAGGCUACCAAUUCCACCCCUCCCCCCACUGGCCCCCCUCCCCCGCCAAUCCCACCCCUCAACCCCCUUCCGACUCUGAUUCUGAAUUCCCACCAUGCCCAGCCUUCGCGCAAAUCCGCGCCCGCCUCGGCCCGCCCAACCUGCUGCUGCUCCCCGUCUCGGUCGGCGCCACCUUCGCCUACCUGCGCAGCUUCGUGCCGCUGCCGGACUGGCUGAGCCCGUUUCCCAGACAUAGCGCGGGCGUGACGGGGGCGAAUCAUAUGCCGCCUUGGGAUGCGGUGAGGGUGGUAAGGGUUAUGGCUGGGAUGGAAGCUGAGGCGGGUGGGGAUGGGGACGGUGAGGAGGGUAGAGGAGAAGAUGGAGAAAGGGGGGAUGGUGUGGUUGCUCUGGCGAUGCAUUGGGGAACGUUUGUGCCGGACCCGGCUGAUGUGUUGAGGACGCUGGGCGCGCUGGAGUGGGCUUGUACGCAGCAGGGGGUGAAAUUUUCGAGGGGGUUGGGGGAGGGGAGGUCGGUGGAUGGCGAUGCUAGUGGUGCCGUCUUGGGGAAGGGGCGGCCGGUGUUUGUGGCGGUCAAUCAUGGUGGGAGCGUUUGUCUUUAAGUGUGGCGGGUUUCUCCUGCGCCAAGGUCCCUGUCGAGGAUCCAUGGUUGAUCUGAUGGUCUGAUAAAGCAGUGUUACCAACAGAGGGAUAUGUUUAGCGCCGCAGUUUGUUGCACCACGCUUUCGAUGGACGAGCGAUCCCGCUACGGUCCGAGUCGACAACUAACAAUAACAAACCCGACACGUACGGCGUCAUCCUAAAGGUCUGAUGUGCCUGGGGGUUUGGUCAUUUUUGAUUGGAUUUGGUAUCCGACGGACCACAAAGGGACACCUCUGUUUUGAACCAAUGCUGCAACAAACGAAUAGCGAGACCGGGCCAAAACGCUGUUGGGCAGUGUUCAGACAGGGGGUUCAACGAUAUUGGGCAAAUUCCCUGAUGUUAGAGGUCGCACAGCGGGUUGUGCCGUGCAGCCUAGUAGUAGGCCUCACUGCCUCGAUAAGACCGUUUGCUUCGGCUGGCUGAAAUUUGUUUUC